Messenger RNA from Scomber scombrus (Atlantic mackerel), 3678 nucleotides. Its product is annotated as coiled-coil domain-containing protein 171-like. The transcript is spliced from 22 exons. The annotation marks the transcript as partial. The record is from RefSeq and is a predicted model, not a curated record. NCBI's taxonomy places the organism in Eukaryota, Metazoa, Chordata, Actinopteri, Scombriformes, Scombridae.
AGGGCGGCGUCAGAAGGAGGAGGGGACGGUGAGGAGGAGGAGGAGGAGAGGCUGAGAUGGAGAAUCAGUCAGCUGGAGAAAGAGAAGCUGGAGCUGACGUCAGGACACAACCAGGAGCUGUGCAGGCUGCAGACUGAGCUGACUCGUCUCAGAUCAUCGGUGGAGCGCGGCGAGGCUCAGAGGGCGGAGCUUCAGUAUCAGCUGACCGUCGCUCAGAGAGACGCAGAACGAGUCGCCGAGCUCAGCGGAGACAAACAGGCGCUCACAGAGCGAGCGUCGGAGCUCCAGCAGAAGGUCCAGGAGCUGCAGAAAGUCGUGGACAUCACGCGGCGGGGCCGAGAGGAGGACCAGCAUGCUUUGCAGCAGGACGUGGAGGAGAGAGACAAACUCAUCCACAGCUUCGGCUCCGAGAACCAACGGCUGCAUCGACUCCUCCAGGAGCAGGAGGAGGCGCUGGAGGAGGUGGAGAGGAGGAUGGCAGAGGUGCAGAAGGAGAGCGAGAAGGAGGCCGAGGUGAAGAGACGACAAGCAGACGAACUGAAAUACCUGAAGGAGAGAGAAGAGGAGAGGAGGAGAGAAAAGGAGCUGUGGGAUCAGAGGAUGAAGUCUCUGCAGUCGAGCAUCGAGGCGGAACGAGCCGCUCACCUGGAGUCCAAAUUUAACUCUGAGAUCAUCCAGCUGAGGGUUCGGGACCUGGAGUCGGUGGUGGUGACGGAGCGGAGCGGCCAGCAGGAGGCGCAGCAGAGCCUGGAGCUGCUGAGGAGUCAGUUCAGGGAGGUGGAGAGAGCUUACAGCCUGGAGAGAGAGAGGAGGGACGGCACGGAGCGGCUGCAGAAAGAGUUAGACCAGUGUAAGUCUGACCUGACCGUCACCUUGGAAACCGAGAGGAGGACGACCUCUGACCUCACUGAGAGGCUGGAGGAGGAGAAGAGACGUCAUGCAGACUCACACUCACAACUGGAGCAGGCGGCUCAGAAACAGUCUGACACCGAGGAAACGUUCAUCAGCUGUUUGAAGCAGAUCAAAGAAACUCUCCAACAACACGGCUGUAGUCCUGCUGCAAAGGAUCAUGGGAACUUGAGUCUUUCUGAAGAAGUGGUGCUGCUGUUGAAGUCGACGCUCAGCGCUGAUCGACACAGACAGGAAGAGACGGACAGACAGGUUCAGGAUCUGGUCUCGGCCUCAGAGAAGCUGCAGGAGGAGAAUCAGACUCUCAAAGAGCUGAACUCAGAUCACAGCAAACACACUGAGGAGUCUCAGCAGGCGGCGCUCAGACUGCAGGAGGAAGUGACUCGUCUGCUCCGGGAGAACUCAGAGUGGUCGACGCAAAGCCGAGAGCUGCAGGCCGAGCUGGAGAGAGAGAGGGAGGAGAGGGAGAGAGAAAAGGAGAAAGAGAAGGAGGGGAGGGAGAAAGAGAGGGAGAAAGAGAAGGAGGAGAGGGAGAGAGAGAAGGAGGAGAGGACAGCAGAAGUCCAGAAGAUGAUUGACCUCUACCAGGAAGAGUCAAAGGUGCGUCUCUCCUUCCUCUACUGUCUGUACCAGCGUCUCCUCGCCGGCUGCGUCCUCCUCAAUCAGUCCCAGAGCAUUCUGGGUAACUUCACCUGGGAGGAGCUGUGUGAUGUCAUCAGCGAGCAGGUGGACCAGCUGACCUCUGACCUCCGCAGGGCCAAUAACAAGGUGGCUCACCUGCAGAGUGUGUGUGAGAAGAAGAGUGUGUGUGUGCGCGAGCUGAAGCGCAGUCAGGAGUGUGUGUUGUCUCGUGUGGAGGAGAGCGUGAGGAAGAGGGAGGAGGCGUGGAGCAGCCAGCACACACACACUGUUACACAGCUGCAGAACGAGCUGCAGCUGUGUCGUUCUCAGUGUGACUCUCUCCGUGACCACGUCUCCUCUGCGGAGCGUCAGCGCUCCUCCCUGACCUCCGACCUCCUCCGCCUGCAGAGCCUCCUCUCCAGGAGUCGGGAGGAGUCGUCCUCCCUCCUGUCGGCUUGCUCCCUGCUGGCAGGAGCGACGGCUCACGCUCUGCUCCGCCUGCAGGAGCUCCGCCAGCAGAAAGCUCUGCUGUCCAGACGUCUGCAGGAGAGGGAGCAGCUGGAGGAGGAGGUGAGGAGGCUGGCUGGAGCUCUGGGAGGAGAGGAGGAGGAGGAGGAGGAAGGACAGAAGAGGAGGAGGAGCAGGGCAGUGAGGAGGUGGAGGAGGAGUGUGUGUGUGGUGUUGGCGGUGAGGAGGUGGAGAGCGUUGGGUAAACAGACGACGGUGUUGUUUCGGUUGGAGAGAGACGGAGACGCUGUGAGUGUCUGUUACUAUGGAAACGAGACUACAGCGACACAGAGGGGUCAAAACGCUCCAAACACAGAUAAAGACGAUGAUGAUGAUGAUGAUGAUGAUGAAGGUGAUGAAGGUCGGGGGAAGGCGUGUGCUCGAUGGCUUCGCUCCAAAUAUCUGUCCUCAGCCAUUCUGUCCUCCAUGUCUGACCUGCAGGGGGCGCUAACACACACUGGCUCCUCCCCUCCAGACGUGAUGUCAGCAGCUCGUUCUGCUAUGUCCCGCCUCCUGGAUCACCUGCUCAGCCAAUCAGACGCAGCGCCUCGUAGCCGCGAGGACGAGCAGACGCUGACGGGUCGACUGAGACUCGGCCUGAACACACUGACCCCCCCUCGGCCUGACAUGAAGGCCUUGGUGUCCAGCCUGCAGCAGCACUUCCUGCUCUUCAGCCAACGACUGCACUCGGCCGAGGUGGAGAGGCGGGGCUUGAGGCUGGAGGUGGCCAAUCUGAAGAGAGCGAGGCGGCGGGAGAGAGAGGUCCCGGCCGAGCGUUUCCAGAGUGUGUGUGUGGAGCUGCGUCAGGCUCUGAGCAGAGAGCAGGAAGCUCAGACGCUGAUCCAGGAGCAGACGACCCAGAUGCAAACGCUGCAGCUCCGAGUCAACACACACACCGAGGAGCAACAACACACACAACACACACUGAGCCAGAACGAACAGUCUCUUCUGGAGGCCCGUCAGGAGGUGAGCAGGAAGGAGCGCUCUCUGAGGACUUUGGGGAAACACCUGUCGGGGGUUCAGAGGGAGCGGAGGCAUCUGGAGGAGAAACUGCAGAGAGCUGAGGAGGAGCUGAGGGACGCUGCCAGACGUAAAGAUUGUCUGAUCGGCUACAUGAACGCUGCAGAGAGGAGCUACACGGAGGUCAGAGAAAGUCUCGUCCAAUCACGUCACUCGCUGUCAGCUCAGUCCCGCCCCCCGCCGUUGCCACGGGAACACCUGGAAACUAACGGAGCAGAGAGCAUCAUGGGAACUCCGGAGGUGGCGGCUUGUCAGUCUCUCCUCUCCUCCUUCUCUCAGCUCUAUCACUCCUGCAGCUCUCGGAUCGGCUGGUUGGAGCAGGAAGUCUCCGCUCAUCGCAGUCAUGUGACCGCGCUGCGAGGCGAGCUGCAGGACGCCUGUCUCCGUGACAACCUCGCCUUCGUCCCUGUGGAGUUUCCUGAAGUCUCUCCAUUCGCUGACGGAGACGCUCUGCAGUCAGCGCCGCUCUUUGAUUGGUUGAAGGAGCCGCCCGUCACUUUAAAGACAGGCCCCGCCCCUUCCUCUCCGCCGCUCUGUAAGCCGUCCAUCAGGACCGGAGCGAAGGACAAGAAAGACGUGAAGAAGAGCAGAGGACACGUGAAGAGCGGCGGCAGGAAGUAG